CCGGCGGCCGAGGGACGGCGGGUCAGAGCGAGCGGGCGGAGGGGCGGAGCGUGUCGGCGCCAUGCCCGGGCUGUGGGAGCGGCUGGCGGGCGGCGAGCGGGGCAGCCUGGAGAGCUCCGACUGCGAGUCGCUGGGCAGCGCCUCCGGCUCGGAGGGAGACCCCGAUCAGACUUCCCUGCCGGACCUGGAGCUGCUGCACGACCCCGAGGACGAGCUGCUGAGCGCCCGGCUGCUGGAGCUGGUGCAGGCCGCGCUGGGCAGCGCCCCGCUGGGCUCCCGCCGCCGCUCGCGCCUGCUGAUGCCGGCCCAGCUCGCCGCGCAGCUGAGGAGCGAGCUGCUGCGCCUGGCCUGCAGCGAGCCCUGCGGGCUGCGCGGGGCCCUCCUCGACCUCUGCGUGGAGCACGGCAAGGCCUGCCACGACGUGGGGCACAUCGCCGCGGACCCCGCCGUGGUGCCCACCUUCCAGCUGACCCUGGUGCUGCGGCUGGACUCCCGCCUCUGGCCCAAGAUCCAGGGGCUCCUCGCCUCGGCGCCCGCCUUCAGCCCGGCCUUCAGUCAGUCCCUGAAGCUCAGCACGGGCUUCAGGGUGAUGAAGAAGAAGCUGUACAGCUCCGAGCAGCUGCUCAUCGAGGAGUGCUGAUGUGGAGGGGGCCGCUGGCCUGGAGAGCGAGGUGGCCGAGCGCGGCGCCCACUGUCACGGGGGAGGCCCAGGGGUGUAGCUGGGGCCCCGCUGCGAGCCCCACGUUCCGUGGUCCCACGAGGAGGGUGGUGGCCAUGCCCCUGGGCUCAGCAGCAGGGCUGCUGCAGGGGCAGGCACUCUCCUGCUGAUCAGUUUUUUUUUUUUUUUUUUUUUAACGAUGAUUGUAAUCAAUGGGGUUUCUGGGGGAGGGUGUGUGUGUGUGUGGGUGGGAGUGAGCAAUGGCUGAGCUGAGCCUGGAUCAGAGGAAACCCCACUGCUGGCAUCUGGCAGCUGCGUUCUGGGUCCCAGUGCGGCAGCGGGGGUCCAAAAUCAUGUGCAUCUUUGUCACGGGGAGAAGCCUGGUGUGUGAGUGGCACGGGGACGGAGGGCGGGACCCCUCCCCAUUACGGCCCGUGUGCUUCAUUGAUUACAGUUACACUCAUACACUUGAUGUUCAAGUGCAAGACUUCCUAUGCAAUCGUGUCGUUUUUUUACUUUUCUAAUAAAACCUGUCUCAUUGAUA
This is a messenger RNA of Numida meleagris (helmeted guineafowl), 1202 nucleotides long. RefSeq names its product DNA damage inducible transcript 4 (gene DDIT4). Gene Ontology annotation, cellular component: cytoplasm. Gene Ontology annotation, molecular function: 14-3-3 protein binding. The record is from RefSeq and is a predicted model, not a curated record. Gene Ontology annotation, biological process: apoptotic process; negative regulation of TOR signaling; response to hypoxia. The transcript has 2 exons. NCBI's taxonomy places the organism in Eukaryota, Metazoa, Chordata, Aves, Galliformes, Numididae. Bases 62 to 640 code for a protein of 192 amino acids.